Molecule: messenger RNA, 773 nt
Organism: Nanorana parkeri
Lineage: Eukaryota; Metazoa; Chordata; Amphibia; Anura; Dicroglossidae
Gene: TEFM
Product: transcription elongation factor, mitochondrial
Exons: 4
Biological process (GO): mitochondrial transcription; transcription elongation by mitochondrial RNA polymerase
Cellular component (GO): mitochondrial nucleoid
Molecular function (GO): nucleic acid binding; DNA polymerase processivity factor activity
Source: RefSeq, a predicted model, not a curated record
GAAGACAUGUCAUGAGGGGGUCAUGGUGGCGAGUACGCUGCUCCCGGGGCAGACAGUACACCACACAGGGAGAGACCUCAUUGGAGGAUGGGAAGGACGGCAUGGACGUGGUCUACACCCUGCAGCAGAGGGGAAUCAUCCUCAGUCUCCUCAACACGGCCACAGAGAGUCAGCUGGAGUUACCGCCUCCUCUGCACUCACCAGCGGCAGAGAGCAUUGUAUCCAUUGUGUUUGGAAUGAAGAAACUGGCCUGGGCUCACGUUGACCACACGAGGACAGUUCGAGAUUGGCAGCAGCGGGAAUGCUUCCACUUCGAGAAGGGCAGAUACAUGCCGGAAUUGUAUCUGGAGGCCAUCUCGGAGGUUAUCUCUCAGCUUUCUCAGGCAGAUUUUUACAUCCUGGAGCAGCCGUUGGUCCCCAUGCAGAAAAGUUUGCUGUUUCCUGUGGCGUUACAUUACCGGACGGUGGAGGCCAUGUUGUACAGUCUGUUAAACCCCCAAAUCAUAGCGGAGCGGGAGCACCGGGUGUUCAGCAUGCACAGAUCCACGGUGGGGAAACACUUUGAGCUCAUGUUGGGGCAGGUGAAGACCAGCGGGGUGGACGUUGUACAGAGACUCAUCGAUGAGGCCGCCAUUGUCUCCACCCCCAGAGUCAACUUCCCUUCAGAACUUCUCCAACAGAACCAGCACCAGAGCCGCGGGCAGAACCGCAAGGAAGAGAUGUGUGACGCAUUGCUUCAGGCCAUAACCUUCUAUGAACUGGUUCACUUCUAA